AUGACAGGUAAUCACGAUCCACGGAGAGAACAGCUUCGGGUUUUUACAUUGGGAGAUCAAGAGUCAUGGAGAGUAACCGAAUUUCUCCCUCCUCCACUGCGUUAUAGGGACAGCGAAGAACGUAUCAUCGGGGGGAUAUGUCUCAACGGCAUUCUCUAUUAUUACAUUAAGGGUUACAUUGGUACUUUGGAGAGUUUCGAUGUGAGGUCUGAAAAAUUCAAAAAAAUACAGAUGCCAAAGGGUGUGUUUGGUCAAGUAGAAUAUCGUUGGGGGCCUGUUCUAACAAGCUACGAGGGAAGAUUAGCCUGGCUAUGUUCUAAUGGCAGACGUUGGGUCCUCACAGAUGCCGAGAAACAGGAAUGGUCCGAAGGCCGCUAUUCAUUUUCACAUCUUUCUGAACUUCCUCGGAUGGAUGGUCCAUAUGACAACAGUUUUCUACGACAUGGCGGUGUGACUGACAAUGAGGAGGUUGUUUAUAUGGAACAACCAAGGAGACGACCAUUUUAUGCUUUCUAUCGUGACAUGAAGAAGAACACUACAAGAUGGGUCGCUUACGAAGAAUUGACUGACUGUGCGUCUAAUUGUGACUGUUUUCCCAAUCACAUCGAUAACCUCAUGACUUUGGCGGAUCUUUCUUUUCUGUAG
Messenger RNA from Brassica napus (rape), 645 nucleotides. Its product is annotated as putative F-box protein At4g21240. The coding region runs from base 1 to 645 and encodes 214 amino acids. The record is from RefSeq and is a predicted model, not a curated record. NCBI's taxonomy places the organism in Eukaryota, Viridiplantae, Streptophyta, Magnoliopsida, Brassicales, Brassicaceae. The transcript has a single exon.